Messenger RNA from Mus caroli (Ryukyu mouse), 6306 nucleotides. RefSeq names its product microfibril associated protein 3 like (gene Mfap3l). The record is from RefSeq and is a predicted model, not a curated record. NCBI's taxonomy places the organism in Eukaryota, Metazoa, Chordata, Mammalia, Rodentia, Muridae.
UGUGCAGAGUGCACAGGACCUCGGCGCCGCCGGGAGCCGCACUGGGCAUGCUCGGCUCUCGCUGGCUCUGGCGCCUGUAGGUGGGAAGCUCCGGCUCCCGGCGGCGGGGCUCGUAACCCGCAUCGAGAAGAGGCGCGGGCGGCGGAGGAGGUUGGUACGCGCUCGGUGCUGCAGAGCUCCCCGGGUGACCAUGGCGAGAGGCGCACGGCGACCACCCGAGUGGCGCAGCGGUGUCAGAUUCUUCUUGAACAAGUACCAACUCCAUGGAUCCAGGACAGGUUUGUCCCAUGACCUGCUCUGAGCAGUGUGCGGUCUGAGAGAAGAUUCCAUUGGCAAACCAUCUCUGGCCUUACGGAACAAGCAAAGACGAUGGGUCUUCAGAAGAGCCAUCUGACUGUGUGUUUACCACCUUCUGUGCCCUUCUUAAUCCUAGUAUCCACUCUAGCCACGGCUAAGAGUGUGACCAACAGCACUUUAAAUGGCACUGAUGUGGUCUUGGGCUCUGUGCCCGUAAUCAUUGCCAGAACUGACCAUAUCAUAGUCAAAGAGGGGAGCAGUGCCUUGAUUAAUUGCAGUGCUUAUGGCUUUCCUGACCUAGAGUUUAAGUGGUAUAAUUCUGUUGGCAAGCUGCUGAAAGAGAUGGACGACGAGAAGGAGAAAGGAGGAGGAAAAUGGCAAAUGCUGGAAGGUGGCCUCCUGAACAUCACCAAGGUGUCUUUCUCAGACAGAGGUAAAUACACAUGUGUGGCGUCUAACAUCUACGGCACUAUAAACAACACGGUGACACUGAGAGUCAUCUUUACCUCUGGAGACAUGGGUGUGUACUAUAUGGUGGUGUGCCUCGUGGCCUUCACCAUUGUCAUGAUCCUCAACAUCACCCGCCUGUGUAUGAUGAGCAGUCACCUAAAGAAGACUGAGAAAGCCAUCAAUGAGUUCUUUAGGACAGAAGGUGCAGAGAAGCUGCAGAAGGCUUUUGAGAUCGCUAAACGCAUCCCCAUCAUAACCUCAGCCAAAACUCUAGAGCUUGCCAAAGUGACUCAGUUCAAAACCAUGGAAUUUGCUAGGUACAUUGAAGAGCUUGCCAGGAGCGUGCCCCUGCCUCCCCUCAUCAUGAACUGCAGGACUAUCAUGGAGGAGAUCAUGGAAGUGGUCGGGCUGGAGGAGCAGGGGCAGAAUUUUGUGAGGCAUACCCCAGAAGGCCAGGAAGCCCCAGAUAGGGAUGAGGUAUACACCAUCCCCAACUCUCUGAAGCGAAGUGAGUCCCCCACCGCUGACUCGGAUGCUUCAUCAUUGCAUGAACAGCCUCAGCAGAUUGCCAUCAAGGUUUCAGUUCACCCCCAGUCCAAAAGGGAUCAUGUAGAUGACCAGGAGGGAGGACACUUUGAGGUCAAAGAUGAAGAGGAGACAGAACCAUCAGAGGAACAUUCCCCAGAGACUGCAGAGCCUUCUACAGACAUAACGACCACGGAGCUGACGUCCGAAGAGACGUCUCCUGUAGAGGCACCAGAACGAGGACUGCCACCAGCACACCUAGAAACAACCGAGCCAGCAGUGACAUGUGACAGAAACACCUGCAUUAUUUAUGAAAGCCAUGUCUAAUCUUAACUCCGAAAAGCUAUGCAUAUCAAGAAAAUCAGGGGCUGCUCCUUAAUACAAAUGUAGUAUGCACUUGCCGCUAAGCCUUACCAGGAGACGCUCAUCCCUUAGGUAAGAGUGAUGCCCCCUCGAGAGGGAAGACACCUGCAUGGAGUUCAUGUGACUGGAAUCACCCCAGUAGAAAAGGAUCUGAAGAGUGCUGGGGUACAGAACUGAUAAGAUGGAGCAGGGGUCUGUCCGUGUGAUCUGAACUAUAGAGACCAUUCUCUGCCAAAUUCCUUAAGUGGUGAUGCCCUUUUGGCCAAGAGUACACUAUUGUUGUAAGACGUUCUGAGUUCAGGAGCCCUGUCUAGUGCGUACUGCAUUGCUUUUCCUUGGAAAAUUACAGGUCUGCUACAGUAGCAAAGGCUCACACAUGGGUUUGUUGCACUUUGUUGUCAGUUUGAAUUACCUACGCCGUUCUUUCCUAAUGGAGUAGUUGUUAUUAUAUUAAUAUUAAUUGCUCUUUCUGCUGGAAUCUUCUGUGUCACCUUUGUCCUUAUUUUCCUUGAGGAGGGUUGACCUCAGAGUCUUGGGUGUCAGCCACAGACACAGUUGAUAUCUGUAAGUCAUAUGUAACGCUCCAAAGCAGUUACUACACGCCUUUUUAUUUUUCCUAAUUUCCUCUUUAAAAAAAUUAAUAACCUCACAUCUAUUUUUCAUAGACUUUUUGUUUCCAAUGAAGCUGCUGUUGUGAAACUGAGAAAAACUCUGCCCCCAGAUAGCACUUUAAGAGUCAAAUAAAAACAUUUACCUGCCUGCCCAGUUCUGAGAGCAUUCAGCUGUGGUAUCCAGUGAGAUUGUAAAUGCUUAGAUAUACCAGUAACACUCAUGUAAGUGUAAGAUCAAACGAAGACAGGUUCUUUCCCUGGGAGAUUUCCUUCCAAAGACAGAGAUGUCUGGUGAUUUCCUGAAGGUAUAGCAGAUCACCUUCCCACAAGGCCUUGCAGGAUCCAUAGAAUAUUGUCAGCUCCGUAGAUUUAAGGCAGCAAAACUAGUGGCUCGGCAAACAGUAUAACCAAGUCCCCAUUAGACUGCAUACUUGACUUGUUGGGCAUUGCAAGAUGAGGAAAAUAACCUAGAUGACUUUUAUCCUAAAGUGAUUCAAUUCUUUGUCCCACUAAAAUGCAGUAUAUGUAAGGUAGCUUGAUACUAGAGAAAAGAACACAAACCAGCCAUCCACAGGUUUAAUACUUGACUGUGCCAAUAACCAGCUGCCAGGCUUUUGGCAAGGCUGGGCCUCAGUUUUCUUCUCUGUAAGACAGGGCAAACUGGAAUGAACUCUGAGGGCACCUCGCCCCCACCUAAUGGGAUCAAAUUCAGAAGAAAAGAACCCAAUAGUUAAACUUUUUUUUUUUUUGCCUCUUUUCAUGAUAUGAAGUUUUAAACAGUUUUGCUUCACCUCUGGAGACCCACUUUUAAUGCUGUAUUAGUAACUCAAAUGAGAAGGAUCACAGCAUUUUCAACAAAAUCGAGAAUCGUUCCUCUCUGAAAAUAAUGAGGCCCUCUUCUCCGAUUUAAAUUUAAUCUCGGUAAGAAUAAUGAGUACUGUUAUUUUAUUUUUAAAUACAAACAAGGGAGACUGAAACUUUAAAACAGAGAUCAGAAGCCACAUAGUGUGUGAUGGGCAUGAUGGGGUUAUGACUUCAGAGGCUGCAUGGGUUAUCAAAACAGACCCAGAUGUUUAAUGACCAUGUGAUUGCCAUCAGAGGAAGUGACCAUGGACAACUGCUUUCUUGCUGAGUUAUUGGGCUUUUGCAUGUGAGUUGGAGUAUGCUGCUAAUGGUCAGUAGUGUAGGUCACCCCUUGAGCUCCCCUUAGAAUAUCAUGGAAAGUCUUUAAACUGUAAUAAUCCUUUUAAGUCAGUGGGAACAAAAGUGGGUACAUUAGGCGAGGUCCGUGUGUGAUCUGCACUCUACAGCAGGGGUAGAUGUAAGUGAGGAUAGUAGGAUUGUCUGCAGAAAUGACCAGGACAAGGCUACAGACGAUUCCUGUGGAAAUCAAUCUGACCAGACUUGGAGUUUGAUCAGAUUUACCCUGUAUGAGAAAUUCCUAAUUGAAAUAUCUUAUGGGUCACCUAAAGAAACCUAUAGCCUGCAGCUAUAAGAAGCCAUGACUUCUUUUCGGGCUCUCUGGAGGGGGAUUUCAUAUAGAAAAGUUUUUUCCCAGCUCUUAGAAUAUACAGAGUCCAUGAUUUUCAUGAAGAUUGACAAAUACUUUUGAUAUAUCUGCCCACAGUACCAACAGGGACUAACUAUUGAAUGUUUUGUUGAUGAUAUGUGAACUCUAUUCUAUUCAGUUCUCAUUCUAUCCAAACCCAUGUGUAGAAUUCCUCCUGGAACUGCAUUCCAUACAGAUACUGAUUUAGGAUUAUAAGCUAAAGGAGGCCAACUUACUAUGAAACAAGAUGUAUGACCAAAGAAUGUUUCCAGUUUGAUUUGGAUUCUUUAGCCUGCAGUGGGAUAGAGAGUGAGGGGAUGAUUUUCAAACCUUCCUCUUUAAGGCACCACCUGUUCUUGGGAUAAGAAUCUCCUACUUUAAAAGGAGCUUAGCUUCAUAUGGAAUUUCUCUAUCCAAAUUCUGUGCUCUGGAUAUCCCUCAGCAGAGCCUUCAAAAUGAGAAUAGUUUCUCAUGAGAAUAUGAAAUGUGGAAAGCCUUAUAACAACUCAGCUAAUCGUUUCCCCCCAGAAGUGAACCCCAUUCUUAGAAUUAUUCAUGGGGUCCCAUUGAACAUAUACACACACACACACACACACACACACAUGCAACAGACUCAUUUGGGCAGUUUUAAAAGUGUAACAUUCGAUCCCAGCACUCAACAUUCAAUCUCAAUCUUUGGAUCUGCUAUAGUCAUUCUUUAAAAAAAAAAUCAAUUUCAGGUUUCUGACUCAUCUGCUUAUACCUCUAGCAAUUUUUUUCUUGAAAUUCUGAAAAUGAUUCACAUACAUAUGCAUAUUUAAUUCUCUUAGAUAAUCUAUAAACUUGGAUGGUAUUUAUUCUGAAUGGGAAAAAUACCCAAAAUUUUAUAUGGGGAAAAUCUAUGUAAUUUAUAAUGGUUUGUUUUAUAUAUUUAUAUUUUCAUAUCUUUAGGGCACAUCUGUUGUUCUCAUCUUUUUGUACAUCAUAGUUGGCAAAAAGAAAAACUAAUACUUGACUAAAAUCUCUAGGAACCAAAUGUGAUAUAUGUCAUACAUAAUGUAUAUAAAUUGCUCGAGAAAUACGUGAAUGUUCCCACCCAAGCCAAGCAUUGUUUUGUCAUGUCAUUACAGCCAGAAUGUCUGGGGUGCUUACAAACAUUACUUUUUCACAAGGAAGACUGAAAAGCCUGAUAUCCUACACAGUGGCUCUCGGACUCUCUUUCCCUUCGUUAUCUUAUUUGUCCCUUCUUUAACUGAGUGCAUCCUUCUAAAGGGCAAAUGAGAGCCAGUGAGAACACAGGAGGAGUGAAUCUAGUUAUGGCUUAGGUAUAUCACAUUAAUAGAUUGAGGGCAUGCUUUAAAUCCCAGGUUCAGGUUGCCAUUCACUGGCCAUGUGGCAUCUGCUCAGUUCUAUUGCACACAAAGGGUAGGGCAUGAAGAAUGAAUGAAUGCUUGCAUGUUUUGAACAGGCACGGUGGACAUUUAGUGCAGCAUAGUGGUGACUAUGGGGAUACCCAUGUGGCACUGGAAGUAAUGUUGUAGAAAAUCAAAUCAGCUACUUUUUUCUUACACACUUUGAAGUAGUAUGUUUAUUCCUGUGUUAGAACUUUUAAAUGGCAGUCUCAGUGAUUACAUGAACUAGGGAUUUCCUUCCCAUGUCUUCAUUUGGUAAGAAAUAGACCAUCAAAGUCUCUUUAAAACAAUGUUUUCUCAGUACAUUCAACUGCUUUCCUCCAUAUGACUUAGCACAUCCUCUCAGAAACCCCAUAAGUAAUUUUUGUUUUUAUUGUUGCUUCUUAAACACUUACUGGUAGUCUUUAAAUAUCACUCAAACUCCAUUGUGUAUUUACACACAGUUUUGAACAUAUAUUAAUUUUAAGAUAUUGAUUUUACAUUUCACCAAUCAAGCCUUCAAACCAGUAACGAAGUUCAUUUUAUUAAUAGCCUUUUAUGAUUUCUUCAGAGAUUAACAGGCUUUGAUGAAACAAACCAUUGGUGAGUAAAAUAAUCAAAUAGUACAUAAUUAUUAUAUUUUCCAAAAGACUAAGUGGUUGAUUAUUAUACAAGAAAAUCUCAUAUAAGAAGGAUGCUCUUUGAAUGACUUUUCUUUUCCUUAAAAUGGGCAUGUAAGUGGCUAGCUCUGAGACUACUACAAUCACUAAAGAUAGCUAGAAUAAAGCUAAAAAGUAAAUCAUUCUAAGAGCGUUAUGGAGAAAAUCAAUUUUUAUUAUUUAACCAAUUAUAAAAGCCUCAAAAUGCAUCUCUAAUACUACAGAACCAUGAACAGUGAGUUAGUUUCAAAGAAUAUGUUCGCUUCUAUUUUUUGGUUUACUGUGCUUCACUAGUUCUGAACAUUCUUUGUUAAACUGGGAAUGAGAAAUGAGAUAGAAGAUGUAUCAGGAAGAAAUAAGAAAUAAUUUAAAGGUAUAAACAAAUGACUAAACUAGAAGUUGGUAUCACUGUAGUAAAGAGAAACCAUGGCUUGUGAUCCAUCCUGUAGUCUGAUGUUGCUUUAAUAAAGGGUUUACACAGG